Molecule: messenger RNA, 501 nt
Organism: Thamnophis elegans (Western terrestrial garter snake)
Lineage: Eukaryota; Metazoa; Chordata; Lepidosauria; Squamata; Natricidae
Product: C-type lectin lectoxin-Phi1-like
Exons: 5
Coding region: 1-501 (166 amino acids)
Molecular function (GO): signaling receptor activity
Source: RefSeq, a predicted model, not a curated record
AUGGGGCAGUACAUCCUUGCGAGUCUCGGCUUGCUGGCUGUGGCUUUAUCCCUGGGUGGAACUGGAGCCGAUGUCCUUUGUCCCUAUGAUUGGGUUUCCCACAAUGAUUCUUGCUACAAACUCUUCACCCGUUGGAUGUCCUGGGACGAUGCGCAGAGGACCUGCCAAGAGGCACAGGAAAAUGGCCAACUGGCCUCCAUCAAAGACGUGGAAGGGGCAGCGAAGCUGUCCAAGUACCUCAGGGAAAACCGGAGACUACGCCUUGAUGCCUGGAUCGGACUGAGGCUUUCAAAGAUAAACAAUAAAUGGGAGUGGAGUGAUGGCUCCAAUGUCACCUACGUAUCCUGGGAAAAAGGACAACCGGACAACUUUUUGAAACUGGAGUUCUGUGCUGUGGUGUCAUCCAAAUCACAGUUUAUGGAAUGGAACGAUAAGCCAUGCGGGUUUCCACAUCGUUUUGUCUGCAAGUUCCAGCCCCGGCGUGUGGCAAGCAGCGGAUGA